UUCUCAUUAUGAUAGAUUUGUAUACUUUGAAAAGGUGGAGUACUCUAUUUGAAUAGAAGUGCUUGGUCGAAUGCACCAACCGUGUCUGUCAAUUUUAUAACUUGUCAUUUUCCCAGGUUUGUUUGACAAGGAUUUAGUUUGAUCAGCUCUGAUGACCAGUAUGUUAACAUUGUGUGUGUAUUCAACUGAUAGAUCUGUGGUUAAAAUAGAAUUCUUAAUUUAAAACAUUGUACCAGAUCCACAAUGAAAUUGAUGGAAUAUAAGGAAUACUAUGUGCUUUAAAUUCAUGUUUUAACAGUAAGUGUGGAUUCAAGAACUCCAGUUAUAUUGUUCAGAGAAAUACAUAUUAAAAGAAAUAAGUAUUAAAACUUAUUUUUCAUGAAAUAAAGAUGGAUAGAAAGACCAAGAAAAGUCAAUCAAAGAUGUCUUUAGGUCAGUGGAGGACAUCCCAGCCAGUGUACACGAGUGGAUCUGGUCCAAGGCCCGGGCAAGAGUAUUGUUUUGUGAAACCUAACGGAACUAUCCAAGUUUACAGUAAUGCAAAUCAAAACAAAGGUUAUUUGCCGAAGAAGGAUAUCUCUCAUCGUCAUAGCCUAUAUGGAAGCCGCAGUGGUUCUAGCAGUUAUGUAACACCCAUCAGUCAUGUGACCACAAUAAGUCAUGCAACCUCAGGCUCCAGACAGGGGGAGGUAAAGGUCAAAGGGGGGGUCAUUCAACAACCCCAGGCCCGCCCACCUGUUGUCCUAUGGCAGUAUGGGACAGCAGAAAAUAGGGGGCUGUCUUCACAAGUUGAUCAGAGGAGACAGACAUACUAUGAGCCCCAGGCUGUUGCAGUUCAAAGGAGGGUGGUUCUACAACCAAAUGCGACUCAAAGACACAGCUACCAUGAGGGACAGUUUUCUAAUGUGCCAGUACAGAUAAAACCAGCUGUCAUGCAGAAUGGUGGAAGGGGUCACCCUGAAAUGAAUGCGGGACAUAAGCAAAUAAUCUAUAUCAAAACUGACUCCAAAAGACCCAAGGACCAAGUCAAAGAAGUUGAAACAGCAAAGAUUAACAAAGGCAAAGUUCCAAAGGAGAAUGAAAAUAGUGAUCCUUUUGAUGAUAGCAACUCUCCUGAUGAGAGAUAUCCUUCUCAGAAUGAAAAUCAGAAUGAGACUGUUGGAGAAAACAAAGCAGUUACAUUUCAUGAAAUGCCUAAUGUGAAUACGCCUCAACAAGCCAUUUGGCAUCAAGCUCAAGAAAUUCAAACACCUGAAAAAAGGAAAUUGGAGGAGACUCAUACUGAUUCUGUAACUGAAUCAAGCUUUGUCACAAAAGUUAAACAGAAAAUGGAGGAAAAGCAGAGCAGGUUAGAAAGAGAAGCAAGUUCUAUCCCAAAAAUGAAAAGUGAUUCUGUCAGUGAUGAAGAAGAUGUUAUGCCAGAUGCCAGUUUGGAGUUGGACGAUCUUGUGCAGGAGUUGAGCCAUGGCGAGACCUUACACAAAAUCAAGAGUGGCGGAAUCCUGUACACUCGCGAGUUCUUCCUGGACACCAAAGCACUCAAACUCUACUACAACGGCUCGCAGAAACGAUUCCGCAAGAAAAACACAUCAUGGUCGCUAUCGUCCAUAGAAGAAGUAAGAGAAGGGGAGAAAGAUUACGCUAAAAGACUUGAUGAACAUGAUAAGUACAAAUCGUUCUGUGUGGUGUUUGGUUCCAACCAUGAGGUCCUGUACCUGCUCGCCCAUUCGUAUGACGCUAGGGACAAGUGGGUUCGUGGAUUGCGAUACGCCCUUCAGCUCAACUCCUUCCUCAAACAGCGAGAAACAGACAAAAUUUGGAUCCUGGAGGCAUUUGACAGAGCAGACAAGAACGCAGACAAUGGUCUCGACCUGGAAGAGGUGAUGAAACUGCUCAAGAGUCUCAAUGCUGAUAUGGACCGAACCUACGUUAGGGAGAUGUUCAAUGCUGCCGACACACACAGGGUAAAGGGGGAGAAGCCAAGCCUGGACCGGGAUGAGUUUGUACAGUUCUACAACAUGCUUACAGAAAGACCUGAGAUAGGGGAAAUAUACAUGAAGUAUGCCAAAGAUGUCGGUUACAUGACGGCGGCUGAUCUCCAAAUGUUUCUACGGAAUGACCAAAAGGAGGAGGUUGUAUCACUGGAGAGAUGUAAGGAGAUCAUUGUUGUGUAUGAGCCACAGAAAGAGAUGCAGAAAGCUGAGAAGAUGAGCCUUAUAGGUUUCCGUAGUUUUCUGGUGUCCCAGCAACAGCACUUAUUUAACAGAAGUCACCGGCGCGUCUACCAGGACAUGACCCAACCCAUUACUAACUACUACGCCAACUCAUCUCAUAACACAUAUUUAGCAGAAGACCAGUUAAAGGGACCAAGUCGUGUUGAGUGCUACAUCUCUGCCUUAAAAAGAGGCUGUAGAUGUGUUGAAUUGGAUUGCUGGGAUGGCAGUGAUGAUGAACCAGUCAUCUACCAUGGCUACACACUCACAUCAAAGAUUCUCUUCCAGGAUGUCAUCAAAGCUAUCAAGGAUUAUGCCUUUGUCACAUCACCCUACCCAGUCACAUUAUCAAUAGAAAAUCAUUGUUCUAUUGAGCAACAGACUAAGAUGGCAGAGUGUAUGAAAUCUGUAUUUGGAGACAUGUUGUAUGUGUUCACCUCAACCCCAGAGACGCCCCCAUCACCCCAUGAGCUGAAAAACAAGAUUAUCAUCAAGGGUAAGAAGAUGAAGAGAGAGACAGAUGCAGAUAUUGGUGAAGUGUCCGACGAGGAUGAAUCGGCCGAUGCAAAUGAUGAGAAACAAAAGAAAUCUGGAAAAUUGAAACUGAGUCAAGAGCUGUCGGAUAUCGUUACAAUGAAGAGCGUGCACUUUGGCGGAACUCAGGAAAUUCCCUCAGGCAAUGGGGAAUUCAAUGUGGUCUCUUUGGUAGAGAAAAAGAUCAAUCGACUUAUCGACUCCGAGAUCGAGAAUGUCUGUCGAUACACCCAGCAUGCGCUGAUCCGUUCAUACCCGAAUGGUACCCGCACAGAUUCCAGUAACUACAACCCUGUGCCUAUGUGGUGUGGGGGAUGUCAAGUGGUGGCGUUGAACUUCCAGACAGGAGGGGAGGAGAUGCAGCUGCUACAUGGGAAAUUCCUGGAUAAUGGUAACAGCGGAUAUCUGCUCAAACCCAAAUGUCUCAUGGGAGAUAACCUAGAUGCCAUAGUGGGAACCAGCCCAUCAUCGAGUCGUAAACGCCUUACACUAAAGGUGAUGAGUGGUUUCCAGCUCCCUAAACCAAAAGACUCUAAGAAAGGGGAGGUAAUUGACCCAUUUGUCAAGGUUGAGAUCCAUGGCCUUCAGCGUGACACGCAGAUGAAGAAAACGCAGGUGGUGAAAAAUAAUGGCUUCAAACCAUUCUGGAAUGAGACGCUGGAGUUUGAGAUUGACGUCCCAGAACUUGCCCUUGUAAGGUUCGCUGUGUAUGACAGCGAUAGAUACGUUGAUGAUUUCAUUGGAUACUAUGUUGUACCAGUCAAUAGCAUAGUUGAAGGUUAUCGUCAUUUCCCUCUGUUUGAUAAGAAUGGGGACCAAUAUGAACAAGCCCUGAUAUUUGUUCAUGCCCAAGUGACCUCGCUGACGUCUGAGGAGCCCCACUGAUGGGUCGGGAGAUCCACACCCAUGUCCCUCCUCGCCCGCAAGAUUAUAGCUAACCUUGAGAUUACCCCUACGCUGAAGCGGUGAACUGAGUUUUAGAGAACAAAAACUCAUUUAUUUAGAUAGGGAUGAAGCUUUAUUCAGCCAAGGAAAUAUUUGUUAAUUGAUAGAAAUCAAGGAUUACAGCAAAGAAAUGAGAAAAGCAUGUUACAGACUUAGUUGAUCUCUGUUUGGAGUUUGGAGCUGCUUUCCUCUUCAAAAGUCACAUUUUCUUAGUGUCAAUUUUACAUUUAUGGCAGCCAGUACGUGAAGAAUUAUGUGAUUAUGUGGUAUGUUUAAUCAUGGUUAUAUAUCUUUGAUAUAUCAUGAUCCCCAAUGAGUCAAUUUACUUAUACAAUAACAUCAUUUACAUUUGACAGCAUAACUCUUUAAAUGCAGAGUCAUAGCCAUAGUUUACAGGAUACGUAUUUCUUGAUUUUUUGUCGAUGGCUUAUAGCCUUUCUUCCAAUAGCCCAUGGAAGUAAAUACACCUUUGACCAUUAAACUGGGGACAAAGCCAUUACAUAAUUUUUGAUUUUUGUAACAUCAUUGUUGUUGCACAUUGACUGAUGAAAAACUUGCAGACUAUAAUUAUAGAACUGAUAAAUGUUUCUAUGACGAUGAUUGAUUAAUUGGUUUGUCCACACUUUUAUCACCACAGGUGUACUGUGAUUGACUCAUAUACAUUAUAAUGUGAUAGGACUUUUGUUAAACAAUGUUCGUUCUUACUGAUAUUAUGUUAAUCAAGAUCUGAUAUUAAUAUGGUCAGAGAAAUUUCAUAUUUUAUGUUUAUUUUGAAACAAAUUGUUAUCAUUUUAUUGAUAUUUUACCUAUGUCUACAAGAAAGCAAUAACAAUAGUGUAUAUAAGAUAAUAAUUAAUGUGAUUUCAAAGAGGGUUAUCUAACAAUGUUUAAAGUAUCUGUGAUGUAAAAUUUGAUCUACAGGGAUUCAUGAAGAGGCCCUUUAAAAUUGUCAUUUUUUAUGGAAUCCAAAUUAUUGAGGUUUUCAAGGAAUCUUGCACAUGGCAAACAGGAAAAACAAACCAAUCAUCGAACAUGGCAGUCCCUCUUCAAAAUAACCAUUAUGAUUGUGUUUUACACUGACUUCAUUAAAAAAAAAAAAUCAAGUAGUUUCUUCAGGAUUACAUUUGCCAUAGGAAAAAAGUGUUUGUUUGUGCUGAUUCUACAGGAAAACCUAAAAUAAACAAGUUCCGAAUAAAAUUGAUAAUAAACUUGGGUUGUAAAACACUGUCAUUGAUUUUGUAAAUUUGAUGUUUGUUAUAUAUACAAAGAAAUACUUAAUUAAUUAUGCAUGUUGAUUAUAAUACAAAUAAAUUUUAUUUUUUGUUAAGAUUAUUUAUACCUGUAUAAAAAUAGAAUAAAAAUAUGCAUGCGAUUAAAGCAAUAAUCUAGAGAGGUGUGGGUCUCCGCUGGUUUUGGUACAGACUUGUUGUGCAAAAAGGGCUGGUUUAAAGGUAAUUAAACUCAUUUUAGCUCUUGAAAUUGAAGGUGUCUGCAAACAUUUUGGACUAACCUUGUAUUCACUCUGUGACUGGUUUGAAAAGAGUUUUAAUAUAAAUCAUACAUUUAUAUAUAAUUAGAACAGUUAUUCAUAUUCUUAUAUGUGGAACCAAAAUAAAAAUAGGCACCAUACUUUACACAGAGUUCUUAUAUUUAAUAGUUAGACUUCUUGUUGGACUAAACUAUGCUUUAAGUUAGUAAAAGUAAAUAUAAACAUUAAAGGUUUGAAAUGUUAAUUGCACAAGAGAAUACAUGGCUUAAAGAACAACUUAUUUUUUUUAUAAAUGUAUCAUCACUGUGCAAUUAUUAGUAUAGCUCUCUUUAAGCAAACCUAUUUUUUCACAGCAAGUCAGUUUUUGUAUAUUUAUGUUAUUGUAAAUUUUUGAUCCCGUUUAGUUGUUGUUAUAGUUUUACUAGUAGUAAAAUUGUUUAGUUAUUGAUUUAUAUAUUUUUAUUUUUACUGAACACUGCUUGUCAUAAAGUACCGGUAUGUAACUUAAUUGCACCCAAUUAAAGUUUACACAUAAUGUGCUGGCCCUUAAUUCUCAAAAAUGUUCAAGUUCUUACUCAACUGAUUACUGUAAUUAAAUAGUGUGUAUAUUGUAAAUAGAAAAUAAACCGUUUCUGGUUCUUUCACAGUUUGAUCUAAACGAUUUAUUUUGUAAGAUUUUAACCAAAUUUUGUGCUCUAACUUCCUAUAUACAAUUAUCAAAGACGUUAAAAAAAUGGUAAUUAUUUGAGUGCAUUUCUUGCUCUUAAUUUUAUUUUAUUGUUUGACCAAAAGAGUAUAUUAAUAUAGCCUAUUGAAGAAAAUGACUUUAACAGACAUAAAACAUUUGCAAUUUUGAGCCAUGCUAGGCUGUAGUAAAGUUCCAAAAUGAAUCAUUGAUUAUUUACUAAGUAUUUCCGAGAAACUGGGGCCAGGUGUAUAUUGUAUAUCUAGUAAUAGUUAGUUUUACGCAAAGAUUCUGAAAAAAUGUCUAAUGCGCUUGAGUUUGUGAUGCAACUGUAUUAUCAAUAGUCUUUGAAUAGUCAGUGUUGAAUGUAAAUUUUGCUGAACGGUCAAAACUUUUCUGUAAAAUUUGUUUUUAUUUGGCCUAAUCUGUACUGCUCCUUUAAAUGUUAUAAUAUCCAGCUAUAGAUGUAUGUCUAGCAAUAAACAACAUAGCAAUGUAUGGCCUAUAAUGUGUCUAUUACCCGUACAGUUAUGUAUAUACAUCAAUAUGUCUUAUACAAUCUGCAACUUGUCACUUUAAAAAAGAAGGGUAUGCUUUAAGUGUAUGAAACUGCUCCCGUGUCAGAAAUUAAAUCAACUUCAAGAUUUUUAUCUUAAAAUUUCAUAAUUUAUGAGAAUGUCCUUUGACGACUAACUUUGUUUGUGAUAGGCCCAUUCAGGAUAAAUUGGGCCUGCAGCUAUUCUAUGCUUAAUUUCAAAUGCCAUUUUUCAUUAUGUGACAUACUAGUAUUCAUUAGUGCAUGCAUAACAGAUAUAGAUCACACAUUAGACAAGCCAUAUUGCUCGUUAGAUAUCAUAACAGUACUAUAUAUCAGACUUCUUUCUUUAAAUCAUAUCAAAAUACAUGUACAUUGUACCUUAAUAAUGUUACAUGGAUGGAAAAUUGAACAAUUAAAUAUUUCACAAUGUCAAAAAUGCUUGUAAAUAUAUCAUUUCAUCAUUAUGUAAGCUAUGCAUUUCUGUUAUUUUUUUUAUUAUAUGAAACAAAUAAUGUCGUGCCUCAUUACUUUGUCACAAUAAAUCAUUUUAUUGAUGAAAUUAUCACUUUUACAUUUGUUGCAUAUUACAACUAUAAAUACAAUAUUCUUUUAAC
Messenger RNA from Mya arenaria, 7018 nucleotides. Its product is annotated as 1-phosphatidylinositol 4,5-bisphosphate phosphodiesterase eta-2-like. Gene Ontology annotation, molecular function: phosphatidylinositol-4,5-bisphosphate phospholipase C activity; calcium ion binding. NCBI's taxonomy places the organism in Eukaryota, Metazoa, Mollusca, Bivalvia, Myida, Myidae. Gene Ontology annotation, biological process: lipid metabolic process; phosphatidylinositol-mediated signaling. The record is from RefSeq and is a predicted model, not a curated record. Bases 390 to 3632 code for a protein of 1080 amino acids. The transcript is spliced from 19 exons.